AUGUUCAUACUAGAAGCUCAUUACUUGUGGGAGACUGCAGAUCUUGUCAAAUUUAAUUUUCUCCUUCUUCGCAUUAUUACUGUUGCUACUUUAAAUUCUUUUCUUUUUCCUUCCUUUCCUUAUUCUUUUCUCACCUCACAUCCCUUUUUAUAUCUUCUUCUUCUUCUUCUUCACAUUAUUACUAUUAGUCUUGAUGCUUUUACUUAUUUUCUUCUUUUUUCCUUUCCUUUCUUUUCCUUUCUUUCUUUCUUUCUUUUUUUUCUCUUAGUUCAAUCCUAUUUAUAUCUUCCUCUUCUUCUCGACCUAAUUUUAUCCUUUAUAUUGCUGCAGUUGUUACCUUUUAAUUUCCAAUUUCCUAUCUACUUUCCGUUUCUACCUUUUAUUUAUAUUCUUUUUUUCUUUCCUCCAGAACCCCCACCCAACCCCCCGAAUUACUUUUCUUUUCUUUUUUUCUACUUCGUCUUUGCUUUCUUCUGCUUCUUCCUCCUCCUGUCCAACCAAGAGAACGCGAACAUAAAUCAUAAUUCAGAAAUUGAAACGAAGACCUGGGCGGAGUGA
Molecule: messenger RNA, 558 nt
Organism: Acanthosepion pharaonis
Lineage: Eukaryota; Metazoa; Mollusca; Cephalopoda; Sepiida; Sepiidae
Source: the annotation of a GenBank genome assembly